CUUGCAGAGUGUCACAGCCGAGGCGUAACAUUUUGAAAGGCUGCGUUCAGCAGACAGCGACGGAGUGCGGAGAUGAGUUAAGGAGGUUUCAAGGAACAAAUCACGGUUUCUAAAGAGGAAAAUAAAACAACCGAAAAGUUUUGUUCACGAAGGAACCUUUGGAGUACCUUGUGACGAGCAAGAAACUAUUCAACUCCGACCUCCAAUGCAAAGGCUCCAUGGCAUAAAGCCUGUCCUCAUAUUCAGCUGGUCCCUGGGGAGAGCUGCCGAGCUCACUACUCUGACGCCCCGCUGCCAUUUUCCACAGCCUGAGGGGAACCAGGAAGCAGCCGGCCGGAGUCAUGCCUGCCCUGGCCACCGGAGCCGGCCACGAGCCAGGCCUGUAUGAGCUGCUGGCCGCUCUGCCCUCCCAUCUGCAGCCCCAUGUCAGCCGCCCAGAGGACAACACCUUCCUCCAGGACAUGUUCGGAGAGAGAAGCCUCCACUCGCUGAUCAAGAUCCAUGAACAGCUGCAGCACUACGAACAGAGCAAACCCGUCCCUGUCCUGGACAGCGCUGCACCUCUGGCCUGUGAAUUGUCUGAGCUGCUGGAAGGGAAAUCGGCCAAUGGAGAAAUCAAAGAGCUUCUUCAAAUACUGGCCAAACCCCACGUGAAGAGCCUCCUGUCGGUCCACGACAUCGUCGCCCAGAAGAAUUACGACCCUGAACUACCUCCGCUGCCUGAAGACAUUGACGACGAUGAGGACUCUGUGAAAAUCAUAAGACUGGUCAAAAACAAGGAACCUCUCGGGGCAACGAUAAGGCGUGACGAACAAACAGGAGCCAUCCUCGUGGCCCGGAUCAUGAGAGGAGGGGCAGCCGACAGAAGCGGUCUGAUUCAUGUCGGAGAUGAACUGAAGGAGGUCAAUGGAAUCCCUGUGGAUGACAAGAAACCAGAGGAAAUCAUUCGUAUUCUGGCCCAGUCACAAGGAGCCAUUACCUUUAAAGUUGUCCCCGGCAUCAAGGAGGAGGCACCAUCCAAGGAGCCAAAGGUGUUUAUGAAGGCACUCUUUGACUACGACCCUAAGGAGGACAAAGCCAUCCCAUGUAAGGAGGCCGGACUGGCCUUCAAGAAGGGCUCCAUCCUUCAGAUAAUGAGCCAAGAUGAUGCGACCUGGUGGCAGGCCAAACACGAGGGGGACGCCAACCCCCGUGCUGGCCUAAUCCCGUCCAAACAGUUCCAGGAGAGGAGAUUUGCAUUGCCACGACCUGGUGCAACUCUGCCGUUCCAGAAGACCUCUAGCCGACGAUCAUCUGGGUUCAGGAGAAGCUUCCGUCUGAGCAGGCGGGACAAGAAGACCAACAAGUCCAUGUACGAGUGUAAGAAAAGUGAAAUGUACGACAUGGCUGAUGUGCCCACGUAUGAGGAGGUGACCCCGUACCGGAGGCAGAGUGGAGCGAAGCACAGGCUGGUGGUCGUAGUAGGACCCACAGGUGUUGGCUUGAAUGAGCUCAAGAGGAAACUGUUGAUCGCAGACCCCCAGCACUUCAGCGUGACCAUCCCACACACCAGUCGGGCCAAGAGGAACCAGGAGAGCGACGGCGUGGAGUACCACUUCAUCUCCAAACACCUCUUCGAGACGGAUAUCCACAACAACAAGUUCAUCGAGUAUGGAGAGUACAAAGGGAAUUACUAUGGGACGAGUCUAGACUCAGUACGCUCUGUCCUCUCCAAGAACAAAGUGUGCUUAUUGGAUGUCCAGCCUCAUACGAUAAAGCACCUGCGGACGGCAGAAUUUAAACCCUUUGUAGUGUUCGUGAAGCCUCCUACGAUUGAGAGAUUGAGAGAGACGAGACAAAACGCCAAAAUCAUAUCAGGCAAGGAUGACAAGGGAUCUGCCAAGCCAUUCACGGAGGAGGACUUCCAGGAGAUGGUGAGAACUGCCCAGAUGAUGGAGACUCAAUAUGGCCAUCUGUUUGAGAAAGUCAUAGUCAACGAUGACCUCUCGGCCGCCUUCAGCGAGCUGCGGUUGGCGCUAAAGAAAGUGGAGAUGGAGACUCACUGGGUUCCAGUCAGUUGGACUCACUCCUGAGAUCCACACAGACUGUUAAAGGAGAAAAGGGAAGGGCUUUGACGAAAAUAUCCAGGUUUUUAUCUUUCUAUGUCUGCUGUGGCCGGUGUUGGGGGUGGGGUUAUAACAACAAGGGAAUAAAGCAAGACAGCGCCAGACGGCCGUGUCGCCACACCUGAGCUGCACGGAGCUAAAAAUACGCUUUUGCUUGGGAUCAGGUUGGAUUUAGAACCCAGCUGUGGUGUGGAUGUGGAUCUCCAGGUCUGACCAGAUCUGACAGGGUUGAGGCUAAGGGCGCCUGUCCAGAAUAUGAGCCUUGGACAUUGAUCUGGGUCUCAGUCUGGGUCAAACAACCAUGGCCAUGAGUUUGAGCUCUUUGGUCCAAACCAGAAUGUGGAACGAGCCUGGACCAUCACAGCACCAGCAGUCCUGCCAGCACAUCAGCAACCGCGCCAACCAGAACUCUGUCUUUAGUGUGUUUAUAACAUUAGACCAUUAGAAACCAAAGGGAUUGACAUAUUUCUUCUUGGUGGACAACUUACAUGCGUAUGUCUGUAAAAGAACACAACCUCUGAGGGGAAUAAGGGGAGAAAAGAAAACAUAUUUGCCUUCUGUCUUACUGUGUUUUUGUUCUUCUGUAAUGCUUCCAUGACUGUUAGUCCAAACAAAACAUUGUCAGGUACACUCUCAAGAAAGGGCAGUAAGUAUAAUUUUAUUUAAGAGAAAUUAAUAUAUUUUCUAAUAUCCUCCAGUUGUUUCCUUUUUGCAUACCUUUUCUAUACAUAUCUUGACUCUUAGAGCAACCUGAUCUCAACUGUAGCCACCUUUCUGACAGCUUUUCACACGAGAGGCGUCUCUUCUUUCAGUCAAGUGUUUUGAUUUCAUCACCCUCAUCUAGUUUUCCCCCUACAAAGCACAUAGAGAGCCAUUUUAUUUAGGUGUUAUAUAUUCCAUUUAGGAGCAUUUUGAAAAGCCACCCCUCAUAUGAAGGUGCCCAGCAUAACAGCUUUGCCAUUUAAAGUCCCAGAACUGGACACUCUUGGCUGUCUGCUAGAAGAAAAUGUUCACAAUUGUGUUUUAUUAGGGUGGAGUCUUUAUUUUUAUUCACAUAAAAAUGGCUUCGGCAAGGCUGCUAAUAGAGGGUCCACAGCACACUUCCAGGAUCUUAACUCAGAAAAAUGCUAAGUAGCCGCUCCUGACUUUAUGAGCAUUAGAAGUUUAUUGCUAAUUUGAGUCUCCAUUCCCAGUCUAACUUACUCAUUUUUACUCAGUACUUUUCUUUCUUUAAGCUUCUAUCAUAGAGAUACUUAACUGUAAGUUCUGGUACAUUGAUUUUCAAAGCAUCUCGUCAUUAAUUCUGGCUGUAUAAUUAUCAUUAACAAUGUUACAGCCUUGGUAGUUCGUUGUUUUUUUGUUGGUUUUUUUUUUGCUGCUGAUGUAGUGAAAGCCUGAUGUAGAGCAAUAUUUUACACUUUAAAUGAGUAGUUGGUCCUCUUUGUUUUUUUGCUAAGAGUGAAAUGAGAAGAUUGACACCGCUUACAUGUCUUUAUAGUACAUAUGGACCGAAAACCAAGAGGCAAUUAGCUUAGCUUAGCAUAAAGACUGGAGACAAGGAGCAGUUAGCAGCUAGCCUUGCUCUGUCCAAAGUUUAAGAAUAUGCUCACUAGCACCUGUACAGUUUGUUGCUUUAUGAACUCGUCCACAAACUUGUUUGUGAACAAGAUAUUUGUUCAUUUGUAAGUUUUAAAGGCGCUGCCACGUACAUCUUCCAACUCUGGAGCAAGAGCCAGUAUGCUAAGAUAAGCUAAUUACUUUCAGACUCUAGCUUCAUGUUUAACAUACAGUCAUGAGAGUGGCAUCGGCCUUCUCAUUUAACUCUCGACAAUAAAGGUAGCAACAUUUCCCGCAAUGUCAAACUAUUCCCCUAACUAUAUAUAUAUAUUUUUUUACUGGGAACGAUUGGCCUCCACCCUGUAUGAAUCCUCUUUGAAUUUCUCUCAUACACUCGCUGUAUGUGAAACUCAGGUUGUAUUGCCCAGAUUUUUUUAGCUUCAUUUAUUUUACUUUUUCCUCCUAAUUUGAUAUUUAUAUAUUUGAUUCAGUCCAUUACAAAAAAAAGGGUAAUAUGAGUGUUUAUGCUGUUCAGUAAUGAAAUACACAUUUUAAGGGAUUUUAACACCCCUCACCCCUUUACCCUGGGUUUAUUUAUUACUUUUAGUAUCACAUUAUGUUCCCUUUGUUCACCUCUUCAUAUCCUACCCCUCUGCCGUCUGUUUGAUUGAAAAUCAGAUUUGUACAGUCUCCAGAAAAUAUUUUUAAUUCCUUGCUGUAAAUGAAAUGCUGUUUAUGAGGCAAGUUGUAUGAAUUUACAUUAUUCUUGAUAACUGCUACAUUUUAUAUUAAACAAAAUCUAACUAAACUUGUGUUUUCAAGGUGUUAAAUGAAUUCAUGUUUUCAACUGGGCCAAGAUUGACAACAGUGAUGUGUGAGGUGAGAAGAAUAUUCUAGUGUUUUUGGGAUUUGUGCCCUCGUGUGCCAUUCACAUCUAUCUUUUUUCAUUAUUGAGCAAAAUAUUCCAGCAACAUCUUUCAGCUGCCUCAUAGGAGUUAGCUGUAGAGAGCACGGUGUGUAAACAGACUGUUCAUCUUGUGAAUGACAGCACGAGAGGGCAGUAAAUGACAGUCAGCGGCAGUUUCUGUCACCUGC
Chelmon rostratus (copperband butterflyfish) is the source of this 4757-nucleotide messenger RNA. RefSeq names its product membrane palmitoylated protein 7a (gene mpp7a). Gene Ontology annotation, molecular function: protein binding. Gene Ontology annotation, cellular component: cell-cell junction; plasma membrane. NCBI's taxonomy places the organism in Eukaryota, Metazoa, Chordata, Actinopteri, Chaetodontiformes, Chaetodontidae. The record is from RefSeq and is a predicted model, not a curated record. Gene Ontology annotation, biological process: protein localization to adherens junction. The transcript is spliced from 17 exons. The coding region runs from base 342 to 2072 and encodes 576 amino acids.